Molecule: messenger RNA, 7139 nt
Organism: Mirounga angustirostris (Northern elephant seal)
Lineage: Eukaryota; Metazoa; Chordata; Mammalia; Carnivora; Phocidae
Gene: SERP2
Product: stress associated endoplasmic reticulum protein family member 2
Exons: 4
Coding region: 547-780 (77 amino acids)
Biological process (GO): endoplasmic reticulum unfolded protein response
Cellular component (GO): endoplasmic reticulum
Source: RefSeq, a predicted model, not a curated record
AUGACCUACCCCAGCUCCAUCCUCACACCCACUUAUCCCCAUCCUCGGGGAGUUCCAGCCCUUUCCGCAGUACUUGAGAAAGGUCCUGCAAUGGGCUUCCCUCGCGCAGGGCCCUUCCCCAGACACCUGAAGGGGAGGUUCUUUGGACUGUCCCCCAACAGCUUGGGCCCAGCCUUGCCCUGGUUCUGCUUGUCUUCGAGGACCCCCCACGUCCGCCGGCCGCCGCCUCCAGUGCAGCUCUCGGCCAGGGGUCAUUGGUGCAGGGGAGACCGCCCGCCCUGGCUUAAAGCGCGGCCGCCCCAAUCCGGGCCCCGGGCCCCGGCGGGUCCCCGGCCCUGGAGGCCCGGAGCAGUGGCGCCCCCGCCCCUAUGAGCGCACAAAGCCGGGGGUCGCCGGAACCCUGGGCCCCGCCGCGAUCGGCCGCUGGAUCCCGACCGCCCAGUGCGCACAGCGCGGCCGCCGGGUGCGAGGAGGACGCGCGGCAGCGCCAGCCUCCGGGCCGCGCUGGUUAGGUGGGAAUCGAGGGCAUUUCCUAGCGCCCAAGCCAUGGUGGCCAAACAGCGGAUCCGGAUGGCCAACGAGAAGCACAGCAAAAACAUCACCCAGAGGGGGAACGUAGCCAAAACCCUGAGGCCACAAGAAGAGAAAUAUCCCGUGGGACCAUGGCUGUUGGCACUGUUUGUUUUUGUUGUCUGUGGCUCAGAGGUUCCAGACGCACAGCCAUCCCGGGUCUGCUCCCGGAUGGAUAAAAGCUUGGCCCAGCCACGGGCUGCUUGCUGACUGGGCCACCGGGCACCCGAUCACCUUACCCUUUUCUGGACCUUACUCCAGGACAGAUUGGAAUUCACCAAGUCUGCGGGUCGACCAAUAAACACUGGCCUUUCCUGGAGACCUCCAGAACGAUCUCAGAAUUAUGACACCUGAAGUGGUUGUCACCCCCCUCCCCCCGAGGCUGGCCAGCAGGAGGUUUGAGAGACUGAGCAGGCCUGCAGGAGCCCUUCCGUUUCACCACUGAGGAAGGACUGAGGACAUUCCUCUGCUCGGGAACUCCUGCCUCACGACCUGAGGUGGACACUCUGAAAAAGAUGUCUCAUCCGCCAUUGGCUCCCAUGAGGUGACCUGCGACCUCCCGCGUUCUGUGCUGCCCUCUGCCCUAUGCCCCAUGGAGCAUUUGGGUUUGUGUAUGGUCUGCCGCUCAGAAGAGCAUUGCUGUUGUCUGCCAUUUUGCUGGGCAUAGAGGGCAUCCCAUUCUUAGCUAAUACUAUCCCUUCUUUCCACAGUGCCUUUCUGCCCUCACGUAUCCUAGGCACCUCUCUCUCUUCCCUCUUCUCCAUCUCUGGAGAAGAAACCGGGAAAUGCUACUGGGAAUAGUAUUGCCUUUGACUUUCUUUGUGCUGACUCCUCCUGAGAGCUUAAUGACUCACCUUUGCAAUGUCUUAUUUCUUGACAUUUCUGCUUGUCUCUCACAGAACCUGUCCUUUUUUUCUUACCAGCUUUUUUUUUUUCAUUUUUUUAAAUGAAAAAUAAUCAAAAUUAUGUCAUUUCUAGAGUUGUCUUAUCUUCCUAAACGAUAUUCCUCUGGCCUGUCUCCUCUUCUCAGUAACUCUCUUGAUCUCGCUUAUCAUCAAUCUUAUUUUCAAUAAAAGGGGCCUUCUGAAGCUUCCUGUUGUCUGGCAGUCAGCUGUCUGGCAGCCUCCUAUUGUCUAGCUGUCUGACAGUUUCCUGGGGGAUCCCUUCCUGUCAUCCCCGUGUCCUUCUGGCACCCCCAAUUAGCUGGGAUAGGUCAGUCCCCAGGGUAAGAGAGGGUUGGGAUGACACAGUCCCAGGACUUAAGGAGUUUAUGGUCUUUCAUGACUUUCCCUCCCCUCCAAAGCCUGAGCUCUUGCAACAUUGGAAUGUAAAAGUAGUCAUUUGAUGUCGACUCUUGAUUCACAAAAUAAUUGUUUGAGGUUUUUAAUAUGUGUGUUUCCUCCAUGCUCUUUGCAAGUAUUCACCUUUUGUUCUUCCAAUAAAUAUUUACUGAGGAACUGUUAUGUGCCCAGAGCUGAGCUAGGCCCAGAGGUACAGUCAGGAGCAAAAUCAUCCAGGGUCUUAGGGUGCCUGGGUGGCUCAGUCGGUUAAGCAUCCAACUCUUGGUUUUGGCUCAGGUCAUGAUCUCAGGGUCCUGGGAUCGAGCCCCACAUCGAACUCCACACUCAGUGGGAGUCUGCUUAGAUAUUCUAUCCCCUCCGUAACUAUUCCCCCCCACUGCCGCAUUCUCUCUCUCUCUCUCAAAUAAAUAAAUAAAUCUUAAAAAAAAAAAUCAUCCAAGGUCCCUGCUUUCCUGGAGCUUACAGCCUAGUGGGGAAGCAAGAUGAGUUCAUCAAGUAGUCAUGCUGAAACAUGUGACAUUUCAGCCAUGACAGUGUUUGAAGGAGAGGCAUGUAAGGCUGUGGAAGCAUAUAACGCAAAAGGCUGGUAUCCUCUGGGUAAGUGGUUCUCCAGGUGUGGUCCCUGGACCAGCAGCCCUCAGCAUCACCUGUGACCUGGUUAGAAAUACACAGUCUCAUUUCCCACUCUGGACCCACUAGAUUAGAAACUCCGGAGGUGGGGUCCAGCCUCUAUUUUCACACGUCCUCGGGAGACUGUUGUACACACGCAGGUGUGAGAAUUCUUGCUUCAGAUGGCCAAAGAAGGCUUCCUUGCAAAAAUAACUUUUGGAUUAGAAGGGAAAACCAGGCAAUAGGGCAGGGUAGGAGAAGUCUUUCAGACAGAAAGAAUGGCAUAUGCAAAAGCCCUAUAGUAAGAGCAGAGGGCUUUUGAAAACACAAGGGAUUACCCCAAGAAAGAAGAGUGAUACAAGAUGCGUCUGGACAGGUUGAUAGAGCCAGGAUAUGCAGGUCAUGGAGGCGCCAUCAAGGAUUGGGCAAUAGGAAGCUUUUGAUGUGCUUUAAACACAGGGAUGACACAAUCUUAUUUGUUUUCAUUUAAAGAAUAAUUCUAGCUACAGGAUGGAGCAAGGAUUGAAGAGGAGCAAGAGUAGACCAGUUGGAGGGCAUCGCAAGGGUCUGGGGAAAGAUGGCAGUAACUUGCACUAGGGUAGCUUCCGGAGGCAUGGAGAGAAACGUGCAUAAUCACAAGGUACUUUGGUAAAGUCCACAGGUCUUUGGUGAUCAGUUGGAGGUGUCAAGGAGGACUCUGGCUUUUGGGGUUUACAUGCAAGGUGGAGGAUAAUGAUGCCAAGUUUGGUGGUGGGAAGAAAUCAUGAGAAGGUCCUGUUGUAGUUGAAGUGUCUUUGAGCCACCUAUGUGUAGAUCUCAAUUAGAUGGUGGAAGGUGUGGGUCUGGAGCUCUGAGGAGAAGUCAGGGCUGGCAGUACACAUAGGUGAGUCAUCAAAAGCCAAGUGCCAACUAAAAUUGUGGGCCAGGGUGAGGUCGCCCAGGGAGAAAGAAUGUAAUGAAUAGAAGAAAGCCAGAGGAACAUCAUUAUUCUUGUUUACUGGUCAGGUGGAGUUAGAAUGACCCCUGCAAAACCCAUGUAGUGUGAAGAGCCAAAGAGAAGGAAGGAAACUAGAAGCCAGGAGAAUAUAGUGUCACGAGGCCACGGGAGGAGAGGGCUGAAGGAAGGAGUGCUCAACAAUGGCAAGUAGGGAAGUAAGACAUAGAGGCAGCUAGAAAAGGCCCAUUGGAUUCAGUGACGUGGAGGGAGCUUUGUGGCUUUAGCAAGAGCUAUUUCAGUAGACUGAAGAGAGCAGAAGCUAGACUGAAAUGGCCUGAGGUGGGGAUUGAAGGUAAGGAAAGGGAGUGACUAUAGACAGCUUUCUAGAAAAGGUGGUUGAGUGGAAGAGAGGGCACCUGUUGUCGGCAGAUGUGGAGUCAGGAGGAUCAUUCCGGUUUGUUUGGAUGUGAAUGGUUCUUGCAUGCGAAAGCCUAAGGAUUUCAUUGCAAGGGGGUGGUUAAAUAAAAAGAGAGAUGUGGCCAUUGGAGGCUACCAAAGAUCAGGAAGCUAAACAGGUUGCAGAAGGCAAAGGCUCCGGGAUUCUGUAGCUCCUUCUCUAGCCUGGAUUUUUCUGAAUCUCAGUGACCUGCCCAAGGCCAGAUGCCCUGCCCUGGAAUGCCUGCCGUCCCUCCUUUUCUUGGCAUCUCUCCUCCCUGCUGUCUGGUUUACCCACAGCCCCUUUGCUACAGCCUGCUCAGCUGUUUUCUCAGCUUUGUUCACCCAGUGUUAAGUUAUUAACUUGUCAGGGUCCAGACUCCCCACUUCUUUCCCACUUUGAACACACUGUUGGCUCCCUUCCUGUUCUCUGCCUCGCGAAGUCAGCAUUUGUAAGGCCAGGGUUGCUCUGCGGGUCAUUACUGGGGGCCACACAGAAGUACAAUUACUGUAAUUGGUAUAGAAUGUUGAAGGCUUCUUAAAGACAUUAAUACAACUGAAAAAGGAAUAAUAAACACAACCAUCUCUCCAUUAUCUUAAAAGUGGAGGCAAAUGGCGAGCUUAAAAUAAACUUUACCCAAAGUCAUUUCUCCAAGCGGGUCCAGUUUUAAAGAGUCACCUGUAACCAUGAGAAGGACCAUCAGAUUCUCACAUGUUAAUUCACAGAUUCUAUAGGGUCAGAAGUGAUCUUUAGUUAGUUCUUAAAGCAGAUUCAGUAACUGGUAAGUUGUUUUAAUACAAGUGUUGCAACUCUGAAACAAGAAAAUUUUGUCUGAGAUUCUUUAGGGAAAUUUGCAGCAGGUCCUUAAGCAGAAUUGAGUGGUUUUAUCAUUACCUAACCCUUUUGAAGUCAUGAGUGAACUGAAUGGGGCAUGAUGGACUUAAUAAGGCACAGACUGUUUCCUAUUUGUUGACCUACUUUUCUUGUCUAAGGAUAAAAUUAAGGGAGAAAUAACAUUUUUGAGUAUUUUAUGAUGGACAGUUUUGCUUAUGUCAUGGUAUUUAUCCCUUGCAAUCCUUUGAGAUUCAUAUUAUCUACGGGCGUACAAAGAGAGAAAUCAGGUCUCAGAACUAUUUGGGAAUUUCCCAAAGUGCACACCUCUAGAGAACGGCCUGUGGCACUGGGUACUUGAGCUCCAGUCUUCCUGCUCAUGCGUGGAGAAGAAGCAGUCAUUACUGUAGGAAUGGUAAUAAUCAGCAAUAGCUCCCGUGCACCGAGUCCUCAACGUGCCCAGAGCCUUCGUCUGUGUCGGAUCAUUUAAUCCCUGUAAGAGCACCGCAAGCACCGUGGUCCUCAUUUUACCCAAGAGGCAACAGUCUCGAAAAGGUUAAAUUAUCCGUCUGGUCACACGGCUAUUCAGUGAAGACCUGUUUCCAUCUGACCCUAACAUUCCUCUGCAAACUUGUUUGUCAAGAUUAGAGAUGUUUCCCCGAUCCCAAGAACAUGAGGCAUGGUGGAUGUAAAUAGUUUUUCCCUAACGUUGAAUAUCCAGCUGCCUCCCAGCACUCCUGUUGAGCUGGAAGACGGAAUGUUUAUUUAAUUUUUAUUCCCUGUCAGCCUUGGGAGGGGAGGCCAGACCUGCCCGCCAUUUCCAUGAGCUUAUCCAUUUCUGUAAGGUGCUUUCUCACCCAUGCAGCAACUUCUGCCGUCAAGACCCAUCCCCAAACCCAGAAGCAGCCAAGGAGACCUCUGAGCACGACCAGAUUUAAAUAUCACGAGUUGUUGAAUUCACCCCUUCGCUGUAUCUGGAGAAGAGCCCCUCUGAUCUUCGCACGGAAUGGGCUCGCUUUAAUUUUCCACGUAAUUCUAACAGCCUCUGUGUCCCGCCGGGUCUGCGGCAACAUCCUAAUGGAAGAGGGCCCACCGAAGGCUGGUGUAGUAACCCCAGAGAGGCGAGCCGAAAUCAUCGUAAUGAACAAAACAGAAGCAGAAACGAGAGCCUAGCACACAGCCCAGUGGAACGCCUCGCAUAGACUCCAUGGCCAUAUUACAGCAGAGUCCAAUCAAUGACUGUUUUUCAUUAGGGUCACACUGAACAUUUACAAAAAAUUAAUAUGAUGUCAUGUUUGGAGUACAUUUGAUUUAGGAGAGUAGUGAUGAUGUGUGCAGGGUUUGGGGUUUGGUUUUUUUUUUUUUUUUUAAGAAAAAAAUGCAUUCAUGCUUUAUCUCUCCUUCAAAUCUAGCUGUCCAAGAAAGAUUGCCCAAGGCCCUGCGUGUUACUGGUCUUUGUACACCCAAAGCACAGUACCUGGUGCACAGUGCGUGCUCACCAACGUUAGAUGAUGAAAUGCCAACGACUUGUUUCCUGAGGUUUCUGGAGAGCCUGUUUUCCUGUGGCCUCUCAGCUGCAUUCCUGUUUAUUCUGUGUUUAGACAUGAUUCAGGGCAAGGAUAACCAGCCUCGCCUCAGAAACAAAAUCCUACCACACACGGUAGCUGCCGUGUCCCUCAUUCCCGUCGUCCUCAUCAAGACUGACCGACAUUGCCCUCUGGAGAGGGUGUAAAAUAGAAGCUGGGGCCUGACUUCCCUGGGAUGCAUUUGACCGCGAUACCUAGCACCAGGCCGGGGAGCUGUUGAACCAGCUCUUAGCAAAACAAGCCAGGGUGCCGGGAAUUCUCUGUGGGUUUAGAUGCUCCCCCCCCCCGCCCCCCAGCGGGAUAAAAUCAGUGUCGCUGGGGAUGGGAGCUCGCUGCCUUGCAGAACCUGUGCGCAGGCAGCCCGGAGAUCUGGCACCCAGGGCUCCCCGCAGUCAGGGGCCCGGCGCUUGGCGCAUCUGCUCCAAGCACCUGGCCCGCGUUCCCAGCUCAGGGGCUGCUGGUUUUCCAGGUCACUGCCGUUUGGAAAAGGCAGCCUCACUGACCUGUGAAAUGAGCGCAGUGCCCGUAUAGAAAGCCCUGUCCCCCUCGCCCCAGCAGCCAGGGAACACUUCUGCGGAAGGGGUGGGGGCAAAGCUCUCCAAGCGCCUGAGGGAAUUCUAGCCGUCACUCCUGAUGGAAUUAGCAGGAGUCAUCCAUAAAUCCCCGAGGCAUCCAUCAUCUAUCGGCAGGCAGAGCCAGGCUGCCUUUUUCUAAAGAAGUUCACUCACCUUUUGUUAACUUAACUCCUUGUUAGGAACUGUCUCCUCAGCUGUAUGCUCCCACCUCCAGGGCCCGGGGGUCAGCAGGAGCGGGGCUGGCUGUGGGCUGGGGUUUCCAGCUGCGCGCUGCCUGGUACCUGAGCUGUCUGU